AUGACUCUUCCACCUGGUAUGCCUACUUCAAACUCUUCUCAGGUGUGCAAACUACAAAAAUCUUUGUAUGGCCUAAAGCAAGCAAGUAGGCAAUGGUAUUCCAAGCUUUCUUCCUUUCUUCUUUCUAUUGGAUACUCUCAAUCACAGGCUGAUCACUCACUUUAUACAAAAUCCACCCAUGCAGAAUUUACAGCUCUUUUGGUUUAUGUAGAUGAUAUAGUGCUGGCAGGUACUUCCUUGACAGAAAUCCAAAGAGUCAAACAACUUCUGCAUCAUCAGUUUCACAUUAAAGAUCUUGGUCAGCUUAGAUUUUUUCUUGGGUUUGAGAUUGCAAGAUCCACAACUGGCAUUUUUUUGAACCAACGAAAGUAUACUUUGGAGCUUCUCGAUGACAGUGGUUUUUUGGCUUCCAAACCAUCUACAGUGCCCUUUGAUCCCAACCUCAAAUUGUCCAUUCAUGAAGGUCAACCCUUAGAGGAUCCUUCAAGCUACCGCAGACUUAUUGGCAGGUUGAUAUAUUUGACAAAUUCCAGACCGGACAUCUCCUUCACUGUCCAACACCUUAGUCAAUAUGUGUCCAAGCCCUUACUCCCUCAUUAUCAGGCUGCCACAAGAAUCCUGCGCUAUCCGAAAGCACACCCUGCCAAAGGAAUACUCUUCUCCUCUUCUAGUGAAUUGAAGUUGUCUGCUUUUGCAGAUUCAGACUGGGCAAGGUGUCCCGACACUCGCAGAUCCGUUACCGGCUUUUGUAUCAUUCUUGGUACCUCUCUCAUCUGCUGGAAAUCCAAGAAGCAGAAUACAGUGUCUCGUUCCUCAACUGAAGCCGAGUAUCGCGCUCUGGCUUCACUCACCUGUGAGUUGCAAUGGUUGCAAUACUUGUUUCAUGAUUUACAAGUUAGCUUUUCUAGACUUGCUUCCGUAUUCUGUGUCAGUAAAUCUGCCAUAUACUUGGCUCAUAAUCCGACCUUUCAUGAACGCAGCAAACAUAUCGAGCUCGAUUGCCACGUUAUUCGUGAGAAUAUUCGCUCUAAGCUUAUUCAUCUGUUACCUAUUUCUACUACUGCACAGCUCGCGGACAUGUUCACAAAACCUUUACAUUUUCCUGCCAUUUCUUCCAUUCUAGGCAAGUUAGGACUAUGUAGCAUACACACUCCAACUUGA
Messenger RNA from Vicia villosa (hairy vetch), 1161 nucleotides. RefSeq lists its product as uncharacterized. NCBI's taxonomy places the organism in Eukaryota, Viridiplantae, Streptophyta, Magnoliopsida, Fabales, Fabaceae. The record is from RefSeq and is a predicted model, not a curated record. The transcript has a single exon. Bases 1 to 1161 code for a protein of 386 amino acids.